Thyridium curvatum is the source of this 1416-nucleotide messenger RNA. RefSeq lists its product as uncharacterized. The transcript has a single exon. The record is from RefSeq and is a predicted model, not a curated record. The coding region runs from base 1 to 1416 and encodes 471 amino acids. Lineage: Eukaryota; Fungi; Ascomycota; Sordariomycetes; Thyridiales; Thyridiaceae.
AUGCCCAUGCCCAUGCCUCUCCGCCUCGGCCUCCUCAAUCCCACACACAAUCGUCUCCAUCUCCAUCCUCGACACGAGCCACCACAGGAACCCAAACACCCAGACCCGUCCCAGCGCGCCGUACCACCCGCGCCACCGGCCCAGCCGCCACCGCGCGCCGCCGCCGCCGCCGCACCGCUCCAGGACCGCACGGCCCGCCGCCUCCCCCAGGAUCGCGACGCAGCUGUACAGCGGCAUGGCGAACUGGCUGCGCGCGCCGCACCAACCCUCCUCCGCGCCGGCGCCGCCGCCGCCGCCGCCCGACCACCCCCGGUGCGGGUGCGUCGCCGCGUGCACGGCGGCGUGCAUGGCGCCCGAGAGCAGGAAGACGGCCCCGACCGUCAGCGCGCGGUACGCGGCCGACCGCUUCCCGACGCGCAAGGCCCGCGCCAGCAGCCGCGCCCAGGCCAGCGCCGGCGUCGCGAACACGCGGUGCCAGUACCGGCCCCAGUACGCCGCGACGCUGGUCACGUCGUCGCGCCACCGCGGCGGCCGCCAGGGGACCACCCCCGCCGUGGGGAACAGGCGCGGCCAGGACUCGCGGCCCGAGGCGCGCAGCGCGACGUGCAGCGCCGCGGCGAGGGCGUGCCAGCCCGCGAGGGCGAGGGCGCCGUCCGGGAGCGCCGCGAGCACGAAGACGGUGCGCAGGGCGAGCUCGGCGGGCGUCACCUCGCGCAGGCGCGUGAGGAAGUGGAUGCUGCGGCGCCGGGUGGCGAUGCCGUCCGCAGCGCCCGGCCAGAGGGCCGUCACGGCGUCGUGGCCGAGGAAGGCGAGCUUGCCGAUGGCGAGGCGCAGGGCGUAGAUGGCCGCCGACUCGGCGAGGCGGAGGGCGACGAAGCGGGCGCGAGGCCAGGAGCGGGCCGUGGCGGCGGGCUGUCUGGGAAGGGGCUGCAGCGUAGGAGGGGGCAAGGGGGUGGCCCAUCUGUUCCUCACGCUGCCGUUUGCAUUGUUGUUGUUGUAGUAGUAUUCGUAGCCACCGCUCUGCCACCCCGUGGCCUCCGCGGGCAUGCCCUUCUCGGUGUCGGGCUCGUCUCGGCGCGGCAGGUCCUGAGCGGCCCCGACCCGGCGCAGGUCGGUGCACGCGUUGUACGCCGCCAGCCAGUCCCAGCGGCUGUUGCGCCCGACGAUGUAGCGCUCCUCGACAAAGGUGAUGUACGAGACGUGGAGCAGCAUCUUGAUGAUGGCGAAGCCGAGAAACGUCUCCGCCUCGUCGUAGCCGGAGCCGGAGCCGCACAGGUUGACAAAGUAGUACGCCUGGAGGAUCAGAUACAGCGUGAAGAAGAAAUACCGUGGCACGCCUCUCUCGCCGAGGAACACCCCCUGGAGGGCGAUGGUGAGGACGAACCAGGUCAGGAUGUUGGCUGCCAUCUUGGCUAG